GCCUGGCGAAGUCAGUCAAAUGUAAUCAACACCGAGAUCCUUUCCAUCAAACAACUCCACUGCACAACGACCUGUUUUCUUUCUGCGCAUCCAUCGUCUCCAAGAUAAUACAAAUCUUCCCUCCUUUAUCUAUCAUUUAUUUCUCAUUCGACCAUGCCUGGCCUGACUUCAGCCUCCGGAGUCUUGGGCUUCCUCCACGAUGAAGAGCCCGAGCUCAAGGUGUUUGCUCUGCAGACCCUGAACGACGACAUCGACACUCUGUGGACUGAAGUUGCUGGGUCCAUUGGUCAAAUUGAAGCCUUGUACGAAGAUGAAACCUUUCCCGAGCGACAACUGGCGUCCCUAGUAUUAGCCAAAGUCUACUAUCAUCUCCAAUUCUACAAUGAGAGUAUGACCUUUGCUCUCGGCGCGGGCGAUUUGUUCAAACUUGACUACGAGGGCGAAUUUGAGGAAACCAUCAUCUCGAAAUGCGUGGAUACAUACAUCAGUCUCUCGGUCACCAAGCACUCCACUCCCCAAGAAUCUUCGAAAGCUGGGCCUCUUCCUACCUUGGCAACCUCUUUCGCAGCUGGGACAGAUGAUGCUGCAGCCGCUGCAGCUCUCACUUCGCCUACGACUCCAUUCUCUCAAUCUACCUUGCCUUCCAAGUCACUACUAUCAAGAGCCUCAACGGAAAAUUUGUUGGAUCCAACUGGCUCAGAAGGGACAACAGGGGCAAUUCCGAUACCGGAUAGAGCUACACAAUCGGCCCUGAACCAAGUCAUCGAGCGACUGUUCGAGAGUUGCUUGCGCGAGGGCAGAUACCGUCAAGUCGUUGGCAUCGCUGUCGAGGCGAGAAAUCUUGAAGUGCUACGCCGGGUCAUCAAGCGUGCGAGCUCCGAGUCUCGCACUAAGCAAACCGAAGGUGUACCUGGGCCUUCAGAAGAGCUGAUGGAGUACGUCUUGGGUAUCUGCAUGGAUGUAGUUCAGGAGAGGGCCUUGCGAACAGAGAUCUUAAGGUUGAUCCUGGAUUUGCUGAACGAAAUUCCCACUCCCGACUAUUUCUCGAUUGCGAAGUGUGCAGUGUAUCUGGAUCAAGACGAACAGGCGUCGGAAAUGCUACAGAAGUUGACAGCCAAAGGCGAUAUCACUUCGACGGCAACCGCAUACCAAAUCGCUUUCGACCUGUACGACAAUGGAACUCAAGAGUUCCUAGCUAAGGUCAUUAAAUCUCUUCCAACUAACCCCGAAGGAACAGAAGAAGCAGAGGAUCCGACCAUCAGCCGAAUCCGCAAGAUCCUCAACGGAAGUGAGACCAUCAGACUCAACCUCGAAUUCCUCUACCGCAACAACCAUACAGAUUUGAGCAUUUUGAAUAAGGUUCGGGAUAGUCUGGAGGGACGAAACUCCAUCUUCCAUACAGCAGUCACGUUCUGCAAUGCGUUCAUGAAUCAAGGGACUACAAACGACAAGUUCUUCCGUGAUAAUCUCGAUUGGCUUGGCAAGGCUGUGAAUUGGUCCAAAUUUUCAGCAACUGCAGCUCUUGGAGUUAUCCAUCGUGGCAAUCUUUCCCAAUGUCGCAAGUUACUCGAGCCGUAUCUGCCCAGAAGAACUUCGCUUGGUGGCUCCAUUUUUAGCCAAGGAGGUGCUCUAUACGCUUACGGAUUGAUUUAUGCCAAUCACGGUGCCGAUGCACUUGAUUAUUUGAAGGAACAGUUCAAUGAUGCAAGCGAGGAAGUCAUUCAGCACGGCGGUGCUCUUGGUCUUGGUAUUGCCGGGAUGGCUACUGGGUCGGAGGAGAUCUAUGAAAGUCUUAAGAAUGUCCUCUACACCGAUUCUGCCCUCAACGGAGAAGCUGUGGGUCUCGCGAUGGGCUUGAUCAUGUUGGGUACAGGCAACAUCAAGGCAUUGGAAGACAUGAUUGCCUAUGCCCACGAUACCCAGCACGAAAAGAUCGUGCGGGGUCUCGCUGUCGGCAUGGGUUUGAUCAUGUAUAGUCGCCAAGAAGGCGCUGAUGAGCUCAUUGAGGGUCUGCUCAACGAUCCUGAUCCAACUCUUCGCUAUGGAGGCAUUAUGACCGUCGCUCUGGCCUAUUGCGGCACAGGAAGCAACAAGGCUGUGCGCAAGUUGCUGCAUGUCGCUGUUAGUGAUGUUAACGAUGAUGUCCGAAGAAUUGCUGUGAUGAGCUUAGGGUUCAUCCUCUUCCGCAAACCAGGAAGUGUGCCAAGAAUGGUCGAAUUGCUCUCCGAAUCUUACAAUCCCCACGUCCGAUACGGUGCAGCUAUGGCCCUUGGUAUCUCUUGUGCGGGUACCGGACUCGACGAGGCUAUCGAUCUUUUGGAGCCUAUGAUCAAGGAUCCAACAGAUUUUGUGCGUCAAGGUGCUUUGAUCUCACUCGCUAUGAUCAUGGUGCAACAGAAUGAAGUCAUGAAUCCGAAGGUCGCUGCCAUCCGCAAGACCUUGAAGAAGAUUGUCGGCGACCGCCAUGAAGAUGCCAUGACCAAAUUCGGUUGUGCCCUGGCUCUUGGUAUCAUUGAUGCUGGUGGUCGCAAUUGCACCAUUGGGCUCCAGACUCAGACUGGCAAUCUCAAUAUGGCCGGUAUUGUUGGAAUGGCAAUAUUCACACAAUAUUGGUAUUGGUUCCCCUUCACCCACUUCCUCUCAUUGAGCUUUACCCCGACCUCAAUGAUUGGACUUGAUCACGAUCUUGAGAUUCCAAGCUUCAAGUUUCACAGUGCCACCCGUCCAAGCUUGUUCGAUUAUCCCCCUGAGCAAGAGGUGAAGACUGACGAAGCUCCCACUUUGAUUGCCACUGCUGUUCUUUCCACCACCGCUCAAGCUAAGCGACGAGCCCAGAAGAAGGAGCGUGCCCAGCGCCGCGAAAGCAUGGAUAUUGAUCAAACACCAACUACGCCAAAAAUCAGCCAAGCAGCUGGUGACAAGAUGGAUGUUGAUGAGGAGACGAAAGACAAGGAAGGCAAGCCCGAAGAGAAGAAGGAAGGAGAAGCCGAGAAGGAGACUGGCACUGCUGCUGAGAUUGCCAAGAAGAAGUUGGAGAAGGAGAAGGUCGGCCAUGAGAUUGAGAACAUGUCCCGGGUCCUCCCUGCCCAGCUCAAGUUUAUCAGUUUCCCAGCCGGCCGCUACAAGCCUGUCAAAAAGCCAACUGGAGGUGUCAUCUUAAUGAUUGAUUCCCAGCCAAAGGAAGAGAAAGUCUUGUUGGAGGAGAAGCUGAAGAAGGCCUCAAUUGAAAAGGCUGCCGCACCAACAACUUUGGAAGACAUGCGCAAUGAGUCUUUUAACCUGCGCCGACAAGCUGAUGCACAUGGUGAAGCAUCUGGAGCCGCGGCUGCUGCAGGUGUCCUGACUGCAGUCGACGAAGAUGAGGAAGGCGGAGCGGAAGCCGAAGUCCCUGCAGACUUCGAGUACUUCACGGAUAAUGAAGACGAGAACUAGAUGAUGUGUACUUUUAGAUACUCUUCGUGUGUAGCCGUCCAAUACGGAUUAGGAGGCAGCGUCAGCACAAGAGAUGUGUUAAGAUGUUGUACUGUACAAUAUAUACCACUGAGCAUUUCCGCGCUGCUAGAGAUGAGAACCGAG
Messenger RNA from Mollisia scopiformis, 3576 nucleotides. RefSeq names its product 26S proteasome regulatory complex, non-ATPase subcomplex, Rpn2/Psmd1 subunit. Bases 154 to 3432 code for a protein of 1092 amino acids. Gene Ontology annotation, biological process: regulation of protein catabolic process; proteasome-mediated ubiquitin-dependent protein catabolic process. NCBI's taxonomy places the organism in Eukaryota, Fungi, Ascomycota, Leotiomycetes, Helotiales, Mollisiaceae. Gene Ontology annotation, molecular function: enzyme regulator activity. Gene Ontology annotation, cellular component: nucleus; proteasome regulatory particle, base subcomplex; proteasome complex. The record is from RefSeq and is a predicted model, not a curated record. The transcript is spliced from 4 exons.